Lycium ferocissimum is the source of this 1513-nucleotide messenger RNA. Its product is annotated as clp protease adapter protein ClpF, chloroplastic. Bases 197 to 1210 code for a protein of 337 amino acids. The record is from RefSeq and is a predicted model, not a curated record. Lineage: Eukaryota; Viridiplantae; Streptophyta; Magnoliopsida; Solanales; Solanaceae. Gene Ontology annotation, molecular function: protein binding; DNA binding. The transcript is spliced from 9 exons.
GAGCCACGUGGCAGUACUGCUUCUACAAAAAAAAAAAAAAAAGUAUAUAUCAAAUGGGGUUAGCUUGAAAAUUAGUGGACACAAAUUGGCAAUCAACAUUGAACUCCGUUCUUCUUCUCCGAGAAAUAUUGAAGUUGAAAUGUUUGGAAAAGAGUAACUUUAUUCAAAGAAAAGAGGGCUAUUCUGAACAGUAGACAUGGUACAAAGUAUGUCAAUGAGUACUCUUGCGACUUCUAGAUAUUGUGGAGUUUGUGGGCCCACCUGUUUGUGGAGGCAGUUUGGACAGAUAAAAGAAACCACAAUAGGUUUUGGGGAGAGUCAAUCUAUCUGGAAUAACAGUCGGAAAAGCUUGUCUUUUGCAACCCAUAUUGAUAUGCUAAAGCCAAGAAAUUUGAGAGUUCAAGCUGGAUGGCUGUUUAAAGGAGGUGGUGAGCAAGGCUCAGAAGCAAGCUGUGAGCGUAGCGAGAAUGCCAAUGAAGAUAUAUUGAUGUUCUUUUUCCAGCUGGACCUGGCUACACGUGUGCAGUAUGCUUUGAACGUGGAGGAGUAUGAAAUUGCACAACAACUAAGAGAGAAGCUCACUGAGGUGGAAACAGAGGUUUUGAGGCAGCAGGAAUCCAGAAGGGGAUCAGCCUCAAAGAGUGAAGCUCAAGAUAUGGCUAUAAGCAUCUUACGUCUACGUGCAGACCUGCAGAAUGCAGUUCAGAGUGAAAACUAUGAUGUGGCAGCAAAAUUACGAGAUGAAAUUUCCAAACUAGAGGCAGAGUCUCUGACUGCAUCAAUAAGAGCUCAGGCAUAUGAAAAUGCUCAAUUUGCAUUUCGAUUAGGCCAGAAAGUGAGGCACAAGAAUUUUGGAUAUCGUGGUGUAAUAUGUGGGAUGGACCCAAUAUGCUGUGAAUCAAGUUCUUGGAUGGAAAAUGCUCAAGUUGAAAAGUUGACUCGUGGUCCUGAUCAGCCAUUUUAUCAGGUGCUGGUGGAUGUACAUACAGAUCCCAAUCUGUUAGUGGCAUAUGUACCUGAGGAAAGUUUAGUGGCGCCUAGCGAACCAGAUAAGGAUAGAUUUGAUCAUCCAUACGCCUCAUUCUUGUUUUUUGGGAUGGAUGCCGCUGGAGAUUUCAUACCAAUCAAGCAGCUGCGCGAGAAGUACAACAGGCCUCGGCAUGAGGUGCCUUAUGAUCCGGAGGACGAGAAGAAAGGAGAAAGUUCCUAGAUGUGACCAGGAGUUGCUCUCCUCGAAGGCGCUAGAUUUGGAUAUAUGAGAAAUUUUCCUGAUUUAAGAGAAACGCCUUGUCCACUUUCCAAUAUGGUGGGGUUUACCUCAUUUUGAGAGACUGCAAAACAUGUUUCCUGCACAAUGUCCUUAGAAUACACACAAUUGUGGAGGUUCUUGUAUAGUUCUGAAUAGUACAUUGAGCUUCGGUUAUUAUCAGCCAGUUUCAACAGAAAAUGGUCAAUUUUUUAUCUAAGAACAAAAAAUGUACUGUAUACUGAUGUAUUACUUCAAGUUUCCUUU